CUCUGGAGGGCGGCGCCUGCCGCGGCCGGAGACGCGCGGGACCCGCGGCUGCUACAAAAACCCCACCCCGCCCGCCUCUCGCCCGUGCUCAGCCGGACUCGGAGUCUGCAGCCGCCGCCGCCGCCUGCUCGCCUUCUCUCAAGAUGUCAACGGUCCACGAAAUCUUAUCCAAGCUCACCCUUGAGGGAGAUCACGCUCUCCCUCCAAGCGCCUACGCCACAGUCAAGGCAUACGGGAACUUUGAUGCGGAUCGCGAUGCUGCAGCCCUCGAAACCGCAAUCAAGACCAAAGGUGUGGAUGAAGUGACAAUUGUCAACAUCCUGACCAACCGCAGCAAUGAGCAGCGUCAGGACAUCGCCUUCGCUUACCAGAGGAGAACUAAGAAGGAGCUCUCUGCAGCUCUGAAGUCUGCUCUGUCUGGGCACCUGGAGACUACUAUCCUGGGUCUGCUGAAAACACCAGCUCAGUAUGAUGCUUCGGAACUGAAAGGGUCCAUGAAGGGUCUGGGAACAGACGAAGACACGCUCAUUGAGAUAAUCUGUUCACGGACAAACCCGGAGCUGAACGCAAUCAACAGAGCCUACAGGGAAAUGUACAAGACUGAAUUGGAAAAAGACAUCAUCUCAGAUACAUCUGGUGAUUUCCGCAAGUUGAUGGUGGCUUUAGCCAAGGGAAGGAGAAAUGAGGAUGCUUCCGUGGUUGAUUAUGAGCUGAUUGAUCAAGAUGCCAGGGACUUGUAUGAUGCUGGUGUGAAGAGAAAGGGAACGGACGUGCCCAAGUGGAUCAACAUCAUGACUGAAAGGAGUGUCCCCCACCUCCAGAAAGUGUUUGAGAGGUACAAGAGCUACAGCCCUUACGAUAUGCUGGAGAGCAUCAAGAAGGAAGUGAAAGGAGACCUGGAAAAUGCCUUCGUUAAUCUCGUCCAAUGCAUUCAGAACAAGCAGCUGUAUUUUGCGGACCGAUUGUACGACUCAAUGAAGGGCAAAGGAACCCGAGACAAGGUCCUGAUCAGGAUUAUGGUCUCCCGCAGUGAGGUGGACAUGCUGAAAAUUAAGAGUGAAUUCAAGAGGAAAUAUGGGAAGUCCCUGUAUUACUUCAUCCAGCAAGACACAAAGGGCGAUUACCAGCGGGCACUCCUGAACCUGUGCGGAGGAGAAGAUUGAACACUGUGAUGGGAAUGGAAAGAGUUCCAGCCCCGAGAUAUGCUCCCCCCUUUUUUUUACCCCGCUUCAGCCCUGAUCUCCUUUGCAGAACUAGAGCCAUUGGCACGGUAGCCUUUGCUAACUCAUCUUCCCUACCCUGUCUACUCCAGGCGGAUGCUGCUGGUUGCUUUUGUAUCAUUCCCUCCCUUGGCUCAGGCUUUGCUUGGCUUUUACCCAAGUAGCUAAUCUCAGCAGAAGUAAUCAGGCCAAAGGAGUUAACAUUCCAAAGAGAGGGAGAAGGAGAGGGAGGCAAUCCUUACAUGCGCAGUGGAAGAUUCUGCCUCUUUUUGUGUGCAAUGUUCUUGUUGGAAAGCCAAAUAAAAUGGAAUUUUUACUUUAAGAAAAACA
This is a messenger RNA of Podarcis muralis (Common wall lizard), 1550 nucleotides long. NCBI's taxonomy places the organism in Eukaryota, Metazoa, Chordata, Lepidosauria, Squamata, Lacertidae. The record is from RefSeq and is a predicted model, not a curated record.